AGUGGGCAGGCAGGCAGGCUUUCUAUCACCCUUUUUUUUUUCUUUUUUUUUACAGUAAUAUCUCUUCAAAUAAUAAGUAGUCGAGACGUCCAGCAUAACAUAGAUCGAUUUGCGGAUUAAAAUGUAAGGGACACUCUGAAAUCAGUUCAGUUUCACUAUUACACAUAGAAGAGAGUUUCUUCCGGACUGUUUCGGUUCAUCAUCGAAGGAUACCCUGCCCGGAUUUAUAUGCCGCUAAUGACAAGUUCAGCUCCUCGUAUCAUCUACCUCACUUUUACACGACCAUCAUCAUUUUGGCAAUCAUUGAGCAGGACGAAUAUUUAUUUUCCUUUCCGAGUCUUGAAGCCGCCGGUGGGUAUCCUUAACCUGCGCUAAACUGAUAAGUGUACCCAUUUAAAAAAAUUAAAAGGAUCAAUGCUGAACCAUUAUUCCUGGACUAGGAACGUAAAUUUAACCGUGCUGAAAACCGAAUUUCAAGAUGGCAACAGAGGUCAGCCAAGUGUCGUUGAGUGAGCUGCCCAUGGACAACUGGAUGGCCCAUCUGCCCAGUGAACUGUGGGAUACCCCUCUCUGUUACAUGACCAUUCCAGGAAGCCACAAUUCUUUAACGUACUGUCUGGAUAAGAAUGACCGCUCCCCAGUUGACCCCACUCAACCAGAUAUGCUGCAGAAGCUGGACAAGUACAUGAAGCCCAUCAUACGGCCAUUUGUUUACAAGUGGGCAAUAGCACAGGAUUCUAGCGUACAGGAGCAGUUUGAUUCCGGGGUGAGAUACUGUGACCUGAGGAUAGCACAUCGGCCUAAUGACAGCUCUAAUGAUCUCUACUUCUAUCAUGGUGUUUAUACCACUAUUACUGUGGAGAUGGUAUUAAAAGAGAUCAGAAAAUGGCUGGACGUUCAUCCCAAGGAAGUAGUCAUCCUCUCCUUUAGCCACUUCCUGGGCCUCUGUCAAGAUCGCCACUCAAUGCUGGUCUCAACAAUAAAGAGUGUUUUUGAUUCCAAACUGUGCCCAGAAACGGAUCGUGUUACACUACGGAAUUUAUGGAGCCAGGGUUACCAAGUCAUCAUUUCAUAUGAGCACAGUAUUGCCAACUGCCACAUAGAGUUGUGGUCCCAUAUACCUUAUUGGUGGGCCAACAAGUGCAAACCUGAAGCGCUGAUCGAGGAAUUUGAACGUAGAAAACAAAGUGGCCGACCAGGGUUCUUUGUGACCGGCAUCAAUCUUACUGAAGAUUUGAAGUACAUAUGCUCCCAUCCCACAGAAUCUCUGAAGGAUAUGGUGAUAUCUGCAUAUCCCACAUUACUCAGAUGGGUCAGGCAGCAAAUGCCUGGCUCUAACACUGGCUCCCUCAACAUCAUAGCUGGGGACUUUGUGGCUGAAAGCCAGUUCAUACCAACCGUCAUUGCACUGAAUGAAAAUUUACUGAACAGAACCAUAUUAUCAGACCCUUGACACACUCGGUCUGCAUAAUGUAUUUAACAUUUAAGGAAAGAAGAGUUUCUUGUUCUUGUGAUGGAUUUUUAUACUGGUCAGUAGACUAUAAAAUUACUUUGCACUUUUGAUUAUAAGGGUGAUAGAGAAUUUAGAUUUAUGAGUAGAAUAAUGUAAUGCACUGAUUUGUAUGAGUUAAAUGUACUGUUUUAUUAGGCUUAUUUAUGCAGUUUCCGAUAUAUACCUCUGAUCUUGCAAUAAUGUAGGUCAUUUAUAAGGUUCCUGGAUAUGGACAUUAUCAUAGUCCAAAUGAUUAUAACAUCAAAGUACAGCACCAAUCAUAAGCAUACAUAGUGCCAGUGGGCAGAGAACCAGAAUUGCAUGAGGAUUGCUGAAGACUACUUAAUCCAAGUCUGCACAAAUGGAAUCAAACCCUCAGGAUUGUGCAUUUGUUAAAAAAUAUAUAAACUUUUCAACUUUUUACUGUAUGGAAUGACAAUAUGGAGAUUAUGUUUACAUCUCUGCAUGGUUUUCACAAACAAAAGCAUGAAGAGACAUUGUGGAAUAUUUCUGCAAUUCCACAUGUUCUCUGUCAUAGCAGCAUGUCAUCUAAACCAUGAAGCAAGUUGUCAGUGGUUUUGGCCUCUCUGAAAAAAUUUAAAUCACAAAUAAAAUUUAAAUCACAAGUAUCUACAGUUUGAAUGGAGAAUAUUAUUUUCUCACCACAACAGAGCGGUUAUCUGAGUUACCAUAAACUUUGUCGGUUCAAACCAGUCUGGCCAUUCUCUGUUGAACUCUCUUA
Molecule: messenger RNA, 2234 nt
Organism: Xyrauchen texanus (razorback sucker)
Lineage: Eukaryota; Metazoa; Chordata; Actinopteri; Cypriniformes; Catostomidae
Product: PI-PLC X domain-containing protein 1-like
Exons: 7
Coding region: 479-1453 (324 amino acids)
Biological process (GO): lipid metabolic process
Molecular function (GO): phosphoric diester hydrolase activity
Source: RefSeq, a predicted model, not a curated record